AAGCAGCAGAUCUUUUAUCCGACAUGGGUGCCCUCCAAUAUAGUGCUGUUGUCUCAGCUGUGAUUUUCAACGAAGAUUUCUUAUCAAAACAUAGAAUCACAAACACACACAGACGAGUGCUCCUUAGGCGUAUUGGAUAUUUACCACAGUAAGUUGCACUUGGACAGUUGCGGGUGAGGAAGUGCGUUCUCCGGUUAACACGUGCCUACCAGGUUGAUUGCUUCGCACGUGAGACGAUCGGCGGCGAUGUUUUUUAACUUUCACUUUUGCAUUGUGAGCUCGUGCUCGAGUAAUCGGCCGGUGUGCCGAAACUCACCACUCGCACGUACGUAGACUAGCCGAGCGCUGAGGACAGUAACAGGCAGCCGCAUGUGUGGUGGCUAAGCGUGGUAUUUUGCUGGUGUCAAGACGGUCAAUCGUUUGAGUUUAGUUCGUUGAAAGGCGCGUCGCGAUAUAGUUGUGUUCCGAAGUCGCGAAAAUGGCAUUCAGCAAACAUACAAAGUGAUAAGCCAGCAGUGAAUUGGUGGUGGUGCAGGCAGUUAAUAUUCAAAUUGCAGUGCGCAUUCGGGUGUUUCUAACAAAGAUGUGGAUUAAAAUUCCCUAAAAUAAAUAUAUAAAAAACGCAUAAAUUGAAUACUUAAAUACAUGGAAGAAAUUCUUUCAGUGCAGUGCUUCAAACUUAACGGUGAAUGCUGAAGUAGCAAUGCUAAUUAAAGCAAAAUAUUUAAACAUUUAAAUAAAAAAUAGAAUAAUUUAAAAUUUAGUGCAAAGGUGUAGUUAAAAUAUAUAAUUAAAUAAUAAUUAAGAAAAUUUAUUAGUGCAGUAAUACAAAAAAAAAUUUAAUUGUGAAUUUAGAAACUGGUUCACAUUUGAAAUUGCCCCUAAAGGAUUUAAGCUCUAACUUUGCUAAAAUAAAUCCAUAACCGACUUCCGACAACAGCCAACAAUCGCUUUCCCACUACUCCUACUCUCGCGAACGCAUUUGGCUCGGCUGCUGGCAAACGAUUGGCAUGUAAUAGCCGCUUAUCCGGAAUUUAAUUUACGCAAAUGAUGUGCCAUGAAGGGCGCCGCUGCGAACCCUGACCGCAUUGUGUCAACACAUCAGGAAAUGAUGAUGAUGCCACUGUUGCUGCGCUUGCGAAAUGAUGUUGCCAGCAGCAGAUGAGACCGCGACAAGAGCAAUUAAACACUCAUUGCCUUUGUUAUUGCAUCAAUUAAGCGCGCCAUUAAAAGUAUUAAGGAAGAAAGUGCGCAUUAAACGCGAGCGGAAGAGAUAGUGAAACGUAAGCGCCAACAAAACCAAAGUGAGAUCCAACUACGGCACUCGAGCCCAAGCAGAGACGAAGUCGUGCAGCUCCAAAGCGAUUAGCUUUAGUGAGUGGAGCAUUAGAAACCGCGCACUUUAAUCAAUUGAUACUGAACGUCACAAACACACAAACAGCAGAUACGACGAGCUGUAACAAUCAAAUAAUUACUGGAUAAAUUCCAAGUAUCAACGGCGUUUGCAAAGCAAGCGAGACGAUGUGGACUCUCAUAGCUCACCAGCGGCCGUUGGUAUUGCUGAUGUUGUUGCUGCAAACAUGCCAUGAAUUCAAUUUGCAUGCGGAUGUUGGCGUCGCCGCAUCCACCGCAGUGGUGUCGUCCGUCGAGGCGGAAGUGAGCUCCGAGCACGCUGAUAUAUAUAAUAUUCGCCACGGCCGCUCCAAGGUGCGGCACUCCAACGAGAAGGAGCAUCUCCUUUGGGCGCUGCGGCCACAAAACGCGCCAACCGGAAACGAUAAUGCCAAAGCAGCCGCAAACGCCCGUGGACAAGGUGAGGGCGGAAGGAGUAUCACUGCAAAUACUUCACAAAACGCCGCGGACAUAGCGAGUAGUGACUUGAUAGCCGGCGACUAUGAUAAUGAGUUGAUGUCUGGUGCGGCCGAAAGCGCCGCUUACAACCUGACCAUGCGCCAGAGUAGGAUGAAAGCCCAUCGCGAGCUUUGGAGCAUCGAUGCGGACAGCAGCAUACAAACGGGUAAUGGUCAUCUGUUCGGCAGUGAUUAUUGGCGAAACUCGGAUGCGAAUGGUUCGUUGAUAAGCUCGGCGGAAAUUAACACAGCGCAGCGCGUAAGACCCACGACACACUCAUUGUCAGAAAAGCGGUCACAUUCAGUUGCAGCCACAGCUCCGCAUUCAGCAGCUAAAAGAAAGCACACUGACAAAUCGCACAUGCCGAUUGAUCACUCCCAGCAAGCACCGAAAGUAACCGACUCACCAGAUACUGGUCCUAGCGGUCUCGCCACUACUGAAGCGCCAGUGACACAUCGCAUACGUAAACUGCAUAUGAAGAAGAUAAUGGAGAGUAUACGCAACAGCGCGGAUAAAAGUCUCGGGGUGAAGGCUUCGAAGCCGCAUCAUCGCAGUUUGAUGACCGCUGAGCAGCUGCAGGGCCGCCCAAUGGAUGUGGAACUCCAAACUGGCCACGAUAGUGCAGCGGACGACACAGUCAUAUUGGAUGGUGGUAGCGUGGAUGAGAAUGCUGACAGUGACGGCAUUGACAGGAGUGCGGAUGACAAUGACAGAGUUGACGAGGACACAGGCGAGUUCGAUAGCGAAGAUCAGGAUAUCGAGAGCGAUGAUGGUACUGAAGAUAAUAACGCGGGUGUAAAUGAGGAGGAUGCGAGUGAUGAGAGCAAUGCCGACGACAUGGCCAGUAAUAGCGUCGACGGAAGUGAAGAAGACAGCAACGACAUUUUGCCAUCCGAUAUGGAUGGCAGCAGCGAUAGUGAGGUGCACUGA
Molecule: messenger RNA, 2781 nt
Organism: Zeugodacus cucurbitae (melon fly)
Lineage: Eukaryota; Metazoa; Arthropoda; Insecta; Diptera; Tephritidae
Exons: 2
Coding region: 1522-2781 (419 amino acids)
Source: RefSeq, a predicted model, not a curated record